AGUGUGCACAUUAGUGUGCCGUGAGCGCUCUUCAGGUGUGCGGUGGGAAAUGAUAGAAUUUUACUUAAUUGCUGAAAAAAAAAAGAUCUAUUUACAAGAAAUAAUGUAUCUUUGUUCCUCUCUUUAUUGCCUGUGAGGCUUAUUGACAGACAGAGCAAAUAAAUGCUCUGCUAUUAGAAGGCAGGAUGUACAUGCAGUAAUUACUGUGUAUCCACUUUUUGUGAGAUUUUUCAAUUGUAAAAUAUGUGCCCAGGCACCAUAAAGUUUGGAAAUGACUAGUGUAGUCACUGAUUGUGUAGUGGUACAUUCACCUGACUUUGGUGCAGACAGCAUGGGUUUGGUUCCCACGGUGUGAACGUGUGUCUGGAUGGUUGUCUGUCUCUUUAUGCGCCCUGCGACUGACUGGUGACCAGUUCAGGGUGUAGUCUGCCUUUUGCCCAAAGAAAGCUCCAGCACCCUGUGACAGGCAAUAUUUUAGUCACUUUCUGCUGGAUCUCAUGGUGUCGGCUAGCAUUAUUUUGAAGCACUCGUUGUCAACAACGAGUGUUUCUUGUUGUUGUGAGAAAAAAACAGUCCUCCCACUCUCAUUUGGUCAUCUUUCAAUGCUGCAAAGAGGAAAAUACACUUACAAAAACACAGCCAGUAAAAAUAGUAUUCCAAUGAGCAUUACAGUACUUACAGUGUAGUAUUUUGUAUGUUAAAUGUUGUACAACAUUUCUCUGAAUGUCCUGAUGAUGCUACCCACAGAGAAUCUGCUCGAAUUGGGCUGGACUCUUUUGUCCCACUUCUGUCAUUGUCAUCCCAUGAUCAAGGACAAUAGUUACCCAAAUGUCAUCGGUUUUGAUUUUUCUUGGUCUUCCUCAGCCUCUUCCUGGACGCCUUCGUCCUUGUCCGUCACCUCUCAUAUCAACUUCUAUGCCUCUCUGUAUGUCCAUUGUGGAGGGAAGCAUAUUUGCCAACUGUACACUGUGAACUGGAUUCAAUUUAUUCAUUUUAACCUUUAUUUAUCCAGGUAAGCUAAUUGAGAACAGAAUGUCAUUUGCAAUGCCGAACUGAAUGCAGACAGCAGAGUAAAACUACAUUACAACAUUUUAUCCUGCCCAUUUGCUCUAAUCACAUCCUUGGAAACCUGUGCGUUCAAUUCUGAAUUGUUGUGUUGAAGUUGUGCUCAUAAUUUCCUGCCAAUGUUUUUUUACAACACGAUGUGAAAUGUGUUUAGUGACUGUGAAUGUGUUUAAGAUUUUGCAAAAAAGUUUGAGUUUUGCAACUUUUAGGCCAAGUACCUGAACAGUGUGUUUAAGGUACGGCUGGGCGAUUAUAUGAUUGCGAUCGCAGAUCGUGAUAAAUUUUCUGUCGAUCUCAGUGAUCAGCUGUGUGCGUAUUUACGCCACCUAACAUGGCGAGAAUGUGCGUGACAACAGCCAAUCAGAAUCAUCCUUUUCCUGUUCCACUUCCAUUUGCAAGUUGUGGGAGUAAACAAAAACUGCGCCUGCUGGGCUCACCCGCACCGUAGAGAAAUUGAAACUCCCGGUCCAACUCAACCGUCGUCACAAGGUGCACACGCAGCGUCGUCGGCGCCCUGGCGAUGAAGGCGGCCAGCCGCUCCGCGAGUUUCCAACGCAGGUUGUGUGGCAGUGUCUCCAAAGCGACAUGGAACAAUGCUAUUAACGAGCUGAUGUGCAAAGCAUGUCGGCGUCCUCAAAAAACAGGCAACACUGUGUUUAUUCCUUUGAAGAAGUAUUGAUUGUGGAAAGCAUAAAAAUGCAAGCGCAGGCAGUACAUCCUGUCACUCACUGCUGCCAUAUUUUCACGACCACAAGUCGCACCAUAUUAAAAGGCGCAGUCUCAGUUACGGGGUCUAUUUCUGUAUUUAACACAUACAUAAGGCGCACCGUAUUAUUGGGCGCAGACAUGGUAAAACAUACGCUAGCUUAAAUCAUACGGUAGCAUACAUGCACGCUAAAACAUACGAGCGCAUGCAUGCUAGCGUAUGUUUUUAAAAAGGCAGCGGGAGCAAAACUGAGUUCGGUUGUACUUUAUUGAAGUAUUUGUAGUGCUGUUAACAAAAGGUGUUAAUAAAACGUUGAGCUUCAGUACUCUCUAGCUGCUUUAGUUUUCAGCACAGCUGCUUUAAAACCCAUUAAAAAUGUUUUUAAUCAUAAAAAAUGUUGAUAAUAAUCGAGAUCGGAGGAUAUAAAAAAAUGAAUCGCGUUAACUUUUUUUGACAGAUUGCCCAGCCCUAUUUUACUGUAAGGGUUGGCCAAAAGAGUUUUUGACUUGAAAAUGAGUUUAUAGGCCACUGAGGAUUUGGCUCAGAGAAUGGGAUUUAGUUUUUGAACAAUUGUCAUCCCCCACCCUCCAGCGUGGCAUCACCAGCGAGGUUGGCCCAGGGCAUCAACACACCUUUGUGUGCCACUGGAAGACAAAGAGAGAUGGGAUUGAGGGAGAGAAGAAAGAGAGGCAGAGGAUAAAGAUAAUAGAGAAGUGUAGGAUUGAAAGAGAGAGAGAGAGAGAGAAGAUAGAGCGUGAGAUAUGAUAAAGAGAGAGGGAGGGAGAUGAAGAGGAGUGUGAGCAUUACUGCGUUGCGCUGCAGUGGUGCUCUACUGCAUUCCUAGUGUGUGCGUGUGUGUGCACGUGUGUGUUUGUUGGCGGUUGGAAUGGUUGUGAUCGGCGCAGCCAUUAAAUGUGUCUUCAAGUAUCUCAAAAAGAACACAGAAAAAGACGGCGAGCGCUGGUCCGUUCACUACACUUCGCAGAAGCCCCAACAGGGGGCGCGCUUCAUUCCUGCCGAAAAGCCCCACGCCAACACUGAGGACUUGCAAGCAUAUAGCGGGGUGACUCAGCAUGGAGACAGCAAAGCCAGCACCUCUCUGCUCUGCACCCCGUGCCCCACCUCCUGCUCAUCCUCUGGACUCCACCAAUCAGAGGGCAGGGUGCACAAGCGAUGGAGAGACAAAAGGAGGAGGAUGAGGUCCACAUUUUGGGACGUUCUCUCUUUGUCGUGCUUUUCCGUUUGUCUCGAGUGGUCAGUGUGGAGAAGAAAGUCCUCAGCCUCCUCAGAUGAAGAGGAAACGGUCAUCCUCCACGACAAGCGUCCUCUGACCCCACUUGUCCUCAACCCUAUUGAUCUCACCUCCUGUUGGGACGUCUUUGCUUGUGAGACGGAGCUCUGUGUCAAAGCAGAGCUGAACCCCCGACUCCCGACCCCAGAGGAGAGGAUGAGGCAACAGGCGGAUGCGGUGACAGCUGAAAUAGUUCCUAUCAACAUAACAGGUCAGAGUUUUGAUCGCCAGGCCAGCUUCCGAAAACUGGCUUGCAACACGGACACCUCAUCACGCCACCCUCGGAAUCCAAGCCGCCGCAUUACAGUCACUGGGAACCCUGUUGAUGUCAUCAAUAAAUUGGGUACAGGCUCCACUCUCGAGUGCAGCGAUCGCCAACCACUUUGCAGCCGUGAGAGCUCAUCAGAUUCGCCUGCAGAUCAUCUCUCCAAACGCUCCCUAUUUGGCCAACAGGAAGAGGAGGAGUUGGUCAGGAAGAAGAGAGAGUGGUUGGCGAGGAAGAUCAGAGCCCCGAGAGGGGAGGGGAUUGCCAGCCUCAUGUUGUCCCUCACCUCAGCACGUGUUGACGGCCUCUCCUGCUCCUCUAACGUCCGCAGCCUGCCCCGCAUGGCCACCAGCUCCUCUCUGGACUCAGAUGCCAGCUGGAACAGUGUCUCCUACAGGACACUCAGCGCCAGUUCAUCCUGUUCCCAGGAUUUCCCUAGUGACCUUCAGCCCCUAUUGCCCUGUGACCUAAGCAAAAGGGUCAUACCUAAGUGUCCUUCCCCCUUACAUCUCAGCACUCCUGCCUGCGCUUGUGGUGGCCAGUGUCAAAACUGCGACCACUACCGCUCCCCUUCCACCUCCAUUGCAGAUGCAGAGUCUCAGGAUGGGGAGCCAACCCUCUCGCGCUGCGGAAGCCGUUGGUCAUUCCAGCCCCCUUACCCAAGCAGCCCAAUUGGUGGUGACUGGACCAUCAACCAGGAGACAAGUCCUGUUUCCCUGGUUUCUCCUGGUUACUCCUCUCCUUGUAACUUGGACUUGAUGUACCCAGAGGAUGUGACCUUGUCUUCCUCACAGAGUCGAAAUAGAUCGUCCAGCACCUCGUCCUCCUGUCGCAGCAUCUCCCUCCGCAAAUCCAAGCAUCCGCCUCCACCACCGUUACGGUCCGAUUCACUCCAGCGCAGAAUAGGCCGCAGCAAGUCAUGUCGUUCAUCAUCCAGCCCCGGUAUGGAGCACGGUCCUCGCUCAUCAGCCCAGACCUUGCAUGAUCCCUGGGUGCCUCGGAGCCAUACCAAGCCACACCAGAAUGGGAUUGACUGUGGCACGGUCACUACCUUUGAAUCUUUAAGUGUAGACUGGCAUGCAGCUUCAUCAGACAAACUCCCUUUAGCCCCUAGCUGCAGUCUUGUCCUCACCCCUGGUUCUCCUGUCUCAAAAGAGGGGGGACGUCUCUCUAGUGGUUACUCCAGCCAAUCCAAUAGCCCUCCUACGGGCACACCUCCAGGAGUCUGCUCUCUUCCCCAAAACUCCCAUUUCUUUUCCACCUGCGCAUCCUCCCUCGUUCUGUCUCCCAAAAAGUCAAAACCCCACCCACCGGAUAGGAGGUCCUCUCUCUUCUCCUCCAUUUCCUCCUCCUUUUCCUCCACCUCUUCCUUGUCAUCCUGCUCCUCCUCCAACUCCUCUGCCCAGUGCAUUCAUCCCCCUGCCCCUUUUCUCCCAACUCCACCUCCUCCCCCUCCUCUCCCACCUUCUCCUCCCCACCCCCCUCCUCUCCAACUGUUCUCUCUUCAUCCCACUCCUCUGCCAGCUUCUUCUCUUCCUUCUCCCUCUCCUCUCCUACCUUCUUCUCAUCCUCUUCAGCCUGCUUCUUUCCAGCCGUCAUCUCUUCAUCCUACUCCUCCACCACCUUCUUUUCCUCCUCACUCCACUCAUCCACCACUUUCUCUUCCUCCUCCCCCUCCUCUCCCACCUUCUUCUCUUCCUCCUCCCCCUCCUCUCCCACCUUCUUUUCUUCUUCAGCCUGCUUCUUUCCACCCAUCAUCUCUUCAUCCUACUCCUCCUCCACCACCUUCUUCUUUUCCUCCUUACUCCUCUCAUCCCCCACUUUCUAUUCCUCCUCCCCCUCCUCUCCCACCUUCUCUUCCUCCUCCACCACCUCCUCUGCCACCUUCUCUUCCUCCACACACCCCUCAUCUCCCACUUUCUUCUCAUCCUCCUCCCACCACUCUGUCAGCUUCACAUCGUCCUCCUCCUCCUGCUCUCCUACCUCCAGCCCUUCCUCCUUCCUUAUUGCAGUCAUCAAUACCUCGACCUCGUCCAGCUCCUUUGGCCUUUCGACCUCCUCCUCCUCCAUAUUCCCAUGCAAUCAAACAGUCCUCCCAUCACAUGCUGCUCCUCUCAACAUGUCCUGCUGUCACCUGCCCAUCCGCCAGGUUACACCCCCCACCGGGCCUCGACACACCCUUGAAUGGCAAUGUGAAAGGGUUAAACCUAUUCACCUUCCCCCUUGUCACUGCGCAGGCUUUGCAGAGUGUCAAGCUUCGCUCCAUUACAACCCAAGAAGUCCUACCCUCGAAGAGCAUGCUAGCCACUGCCAAGCUUUCUGACAGUCGUCGGCUAGAUGUUGCUCUGAGCCUUGAUACCCCAAAGCAACAACAACCUGGAAUAUUGUCCGGAUGUAAGGUGGUGCUCAAGAAUGAGUCUGUUUACACUCAUAUCUACACUGCGAACCAAGAUGAUCAUCUUAUAAAUGGCCAAAUACAUUCAGGGGCUUCUAAUGCCAGACUGAUGAAUAAUCUAAGACAUGAGGGUUCCUGUGUGAAAAUGUCUGAUGGUACCUCCAGAAAACAGCACACCCAGACCCAGGUAUUAUCAGAGGCCAAGUUAAGCGAGUCGUCAUACGGGUCGGAAAAUUAUAACUGUCAUAGAACUGGUGACUUAACAUGCCGUCCAUGUGAGGUUGUGAGCUUGAGGAAGAACCCCACCCUCCCAAAGAAGCCCAAUCUUAGCAUUCAGGGUGUGAUUGCAUCUCCAGAGUACAGAGGAGAGCCAAAAGAGGACCUUGCAAAUCAAAAAUGCUUUGUGGAGCCGAUUGGUACCAAAGAAUGUGCAGUUGAAGCCACAGGUAACACGUUGCACAGUGACACCUCAUCAAACAAUAAAAGCAGCCGUUCCUCGAGCAGGCUGGAUAAAGUUCAGUACUCCUUCGAUGGCACCGCCAAUGGCCCGUGGUGCGCUUUUGACACUUUAACACGUUCUAGAGCUCUAGCAGUCCAAAUGGGUACUGGGACACCACUCCAGCAAGAAGUGGACAGACAAGGUCACAGAAGAAUGAUGAGGUUACUGGGUAAGGAUGAGGAAGAAGGUGAAGAGCGGAGAAAGACGACCACGAUGUUUGCCACUACCAAAAAGGACAAAACAAGGAAGAAGAGGAAGACAGCAGCAAGACACCUGCUAAUGAUGUCAUCAAGUAGGGUUUCUUCAUCCUCUUCAUCAUCCUCAUCUUCAUCCUCAGACGAAGAGGUGGAGUCACAGACAAGGGAGAGCAGUUUUUGUGCCCCGAUUGGUCUAAGAAGCUGCUCCUUGAGCAGUGUGUUGUCCAGUGACAACCUACAGGGGGCAGCAUCACUGAGUGAUCUCCUCAUAGAAGAGCCCCAGGAAAAAGUGGAGCAGGGUGACGGUGGGCGUUCUCAUGCUGGCCUCUACACAGGUGGGUCAGCGGGACCACCAACAACCGAGGACCUCUUCACUGUCAUCCACAGGUCAAAGCGGAAGAUGUUUGGACGAAGAGAUUCUACUGGUCUGACCUCGGCCGACCACCGACCCCGACCGACGCCGCAAACCUUUGUAACCCUCAAAGGUAAAAGACAGUCGAAAAGCGACAACUUCAAAGCCCUACUGCUGAGAAAGGGGACUCGCUCGCACUCGUCCUCCCGUAUAUCGGCUGUCGAGCGUCUUGGAGUAGUUGUUUCUCCUGCUGCCUCCGGCCCCCGGCAUGCCCAUACCCAAGCCACAUCCUUGUUCCAAACCUUGUGGACAGUCAACACUCGCCUGACUCUUAAUGGGUCGCAAACAUACCUGAAUGUGUCCGCCCCCUUGCCAAAGAGGCAAAAAGGGUUGCCACUCUUCUCCUUGCCCAUCUUCCUUCCUUCCUCUCUUGCCACGCAACCUCGCCUGCACACUGCUCAGUGGUCAGCGAGUCGGCGUAUGCCUGCUCCCCACCGCCACUUUGGUGGCCCCAUGACUGCAAUCUAUGAGGAUGAAGGAGAAGACGAGUAAGAUGUCCCCUACUCGCAAAACGUUCGGGACAUUUGGUUUUCAGGUGAAAUUUCACGAUGAGCCUCUAUCAUAUAUCUGUAUCUACUCUAAGAUCACUUCCCUCGGAGAACAAUCUAUUUUAAGCCUUGUGUAGACUAGAAGAGUCAGAGAAAGGAAAGUGGACGUCAUUGGAAAUACAAAAUAAAAAACAUUUUGUACAUUUUGCCAUUCAACUCCUCGUUAGAGAACAAAGUUGUGCAAAAAGUAUUAAACACAGUUGGACAUUCGUUCAAAAGUUUAAAAAUUAAGUUAAUCUGUAAAGGUUAUAGUGAAUUUUAGGGUCAUCCUGAAAUUUCACCCAAAAACAAAAAACCCUUAUGUAUCCCUUCUAAAGUCCCAGAAGCCUCGUGAUCAUAUUUGAUCCUAUUUUUCAAUCUCAUUAUCUCUUUGCUGCGUCCACUUUGGCAUGAGAUCAGUGUUUGCACAUCAUCAUAAUUUUCUCAAACAUGCUUGAAUGAUUGCUGCUAUAGUGUAAUGUAAUAUAAAUAUGUCAUUUCAUAAUAUUUGAACAAUUGUAAACAGCUCUCUCGGUUUUAUCUCUGCUAUACUGGACUUGUAGUCUAUUUGCACAAAAUUAACCAGGGUGAAACCUGUGACCAUUUUAGCAGCAAUAAAUAUGAAUUGGAAGUUUUAAACAGCAAUAAAUGGGAUAAAUAUGAAAAGGUAUUGUAAAUAUAUAUAUAUAUAUAAAACUUAAUAAUAAAGAUUCAUUCAUAAGAUUUAUAAAUAAGAUUCAUUCAUAAGAUUUUAAUUAUUUAACAUACAUUAGUCACCCGGUGACGCACACUAAUAAUGUACAGACAGUACCUAGGUAUUAUCAUUGUACAGCGUCAGGGGCGUCACUAGGUUUUAUGAACGGGGGGGCUUAGCCGCCAGGGGAUGCACAGGAUAUGAGCGAACGCAGCACGUGAGCACAAAUUUCACAAACAGCUUAAUAUUGUUUUUCAGUGGAUUGACAAAAGAUACAAUACUGUGUACAAGUUUUACGCCACUGUUACAUCUAUUCAUUCAUUCAUUCUCUGUACCACUUUGCCUCCUGAUGGGUCGCGGGUGUGCUGGACCCUAUUCCAGCUGACUUUGGGGCGAAAAGCGGGUCACACCCUGAACUGGUCACCAGCCAAUUGCAGGGCACAUAUAAAUAAACAACCAUUCACACUCACGUUCACAACUAUGGACGAGUUGUAGUCUUCAAUUAGGCUAGCAUGCAUGUUUUGGGUAUGUGGGUGGAAACCAGAGUACCUGGACAAAACCCCAUACGGGCACAGGGAGAAUAUUCAAACUUGUUGAGAGACACCAUGUCCUCAGUUGAUGUGCAUUAUUAUGCUUGGGCCACAGUGAGGCGCUAGGACUCAUGCUAUAGGACGCACCCUUGUGUCAUCGUCUUUUAUUCUUGCUUCCCUCCUGUGUGUCAGCAGAGUUCUCUGAUGCUUCAAUUCUUUGAUGGCUGUUUGAUUUGAGCACAGCGCCUUAAUAAAUUUCCCAUGCUUUGAUUUAUAUUCUCAUUUUCUCCAUCAUCCAUUCAUCCAAAUGCAACCUUAAGCUGCAGCAACUUAACAAAACUCCACACAGGAAGGCCAAACCCCAAAACACAGAACUUUGAAGCUUGAGCGUCGUAGUCUUUCAAGUGAUACAGUGAGUGAGCUCGAUCUUGUGAAACAGGAAUUAUCAUGCAAAAGAGAAAUCCAGUCCAGACUUUACUGCCACAGAGUCAAACAAAACAAAACAAAACAAAAACUCCUCCCAUGGCAAAAUAAGCAUCUCUCACAGUAGCUAUAAUACAAGAAAAUCAUUUAAAUCACCGAGUUGGCAUGUCUGCAGGAAGAUAGCAUCUUCCAGGAAUUUUCCUCCUGAGGGAAUGCAUAUGUUCCAAGUCCAACACUGGAAAAAAAAAAAAAAAAAGUCACUUGAAUUUACUUAAUUUCGGUUGCACAUGAUUAAAAUUGUUAAUUUGACAAUUUCUUUUAGGAGAAGAGGGGUAAAUUAUGUCAUUGAUAUAUUUGUUUAGGGGAAGAGGAGUAAAUUAUGUCAUUUUAACACAUUUUAAUCAUGUGCAACCGAUGUACAGGUUCAAAUUUAAUAAAUUCAAAGGACUCUUUUUUUCAUUGAACUCUCAGUGAAACUCCAGCAGAGAUGACGCAGUGUUACCCCAAACAGGUCUUUGCGCCACUUUUACGCUGGCAAAACAAUGUUGGCAAGCUCCCAUUUGUACUUGUACAUUUGUCUCCAUGCACAAUUGUCUUCUACGCCCCAAGCCAGCAAUUGUCACUCGUCUUAUUACUUCCUGAAAGCCGCAUUUCAGACUGCGCGGGGCCAAAAGUCGAGUUGCGACUGACUCAUUGAAUGGCUGUGGGACGGAAUCAAAAAGACGGGCCACAUAAGAACCACACAUAGCUCAAGGAACAAAUAUAUUAUUGAAAAAACACCCGAGUUUCUCCGCUACAGAAAACGCAAAAUAAUGUUUAGUUAGCUUUUUACAAAUAGUUGACAAUGAGAUGCGCUCUCCCCAUUGCUUGGUAAAAUCCAUAAUUUCCAGUCGUACUUAAAUUUUGGUGCGCCAGGAUGUCCAGCGCGCAGGAAUAAUGUAUCGCCGGUGGACAUGAAAUAUACAGUAAAACAUCAAUAAUGAAAAAUAGAGCAAGAUGUUAAAGAAGCUGAUAAGUUUAAUCAGCAUUGUGUUAUCUCCUCUAGUAGUGGGUUGGGUGAAAAUAUCAUUUUUUUUUUUUUUUUUUUACAAAAUCAGUUUCUGCAUCCUGAUUGAAUGCCUCAAUUCAAUUCAUUGUGCUACUCCUUCUGGUGUGCAGUAUAAUGCAGCCAUACAGACACAAACAAAGAAGAAGAGUUUCACAACUACUGUAAGUGACUCAGUAAGAUGCUUUAUUAGUAUUUUUUUGUCGAGAAUAAAGAAUAUAUGCCUGUGA
Messenger RNA from Phyllopteryx taeniolatus (common seadragon), 10279 nucleotides. It is a transcript of the gene nhsl1a, whose product is annotated as NHS-like 1a. The record is from RefSeq and is a predicted model, not a curated record. The transcript has 10 exons. Lineage: Eukaryota; Metazoa; Chordata; Actinopteri; Syngnathiformes; Syngnathidae. Bases 2658 to 7322 code for a protein of 1554 amino acids. Gene Ontology annotation, biological process: cell differentiation.